Molecule: messenger RNA, 4159 nt
Organism: Corythoichthys intestinalis (scribbled pipefish)
Lineage: Eukaryota; Metazoa; Chordata; Actinopteri; Syngnathiformes; Syngnathidae
Gene: rilpl1
Product: Rab interacting lysosomal protein-like 1
Exons: 8
Coding region: 260-1543 (427 amino acids)
Biological process (GO): cilium assembly
Cellular component (GO): cytoplasm; ciliary basal body
Molecular function (GO): small GTPase binding; protein dimerization activity; dynein light intermediate chain binding
Source: RefSeq, a predicted model, not a curated record
GUUGAAAGGAAAGCGGAAAAGACCCUCCCAACAUGGCGGUUAGCUUGCUCCAUGUCACCGCGACGAAGAGGACAGGACCGGAGGACAAAAAGCACCCGGACGACACUUUACAACCAAUUAUUCACUUGUAAUGUCCGCAAACACGACUUCGUAAUGGACGUACGCUAGCCGUGUGCGUUUUGUUGGUGCUUUAAAGCGUUUAAAGUUGACAACUUUGCGGACUUGUUGUGCCGCGGAGGGAGGAGACGAAGACGAAACCAUGGAAGGCCACCGAUACGUCUCGGGGGACCGCGGCUGUUCGGCCCUGGAGAAGAACCCGGCUGACCUGACGGUGAUGGACGUGUACGACAUCGCCGCCACACUGGGCCACGAGUUCGAGCGGAUCAUCGACCAGUACGGCUGCGAGGCGCUGUCCCGUCUCAUGCCCAAGGUGGUGAGGGUGCUGGAGAUCCUGGAGGUGAUGGUGAGCCGACACAGCAUCGGCGGACCCGAAGCCGACGAGCUAAGACUCGAGCUGGACAAGCUCAGGUUGGAGAGGAUCGAGAGGCUGGAGAAGGAGAAGAAGCAUCGGAAGGAGCUGGAGCUGGUUGAAGACGUGUGGCGAGGCGAGGCUCAGGAUCUACUCUGCCAGAUCGCGCAACUGCAGGAGGAGAACAAGAGCCUCCUGGACAACGUCUCCACACGAGAACCCGUGAGCGAGGAAGACCAGCAGAGGAACGACAGCAUGAGCGAGCGUGAGCGUCAGGUGAUGAAGAAGCUGAAAGAGGUGGUGGACAAGCAACGGGAUGAGAUCCGGGCCAAAGAUCGCGAGCUCACGCUCAGGAACGAGGACAUAGAAGCGCUCCAGCAGCAGCAGAGCCGUCUGAUGAAGAUUAACCACGAUCUUCGCCACAAGAUCUCUGUGGUGGAGGCGCAGGGCAAAGCCUUGAUCGAGCAGAAAGUGGAGCUGGAGGCCGGCGCUCAGACCCGUGGCCAAGAAGUGGGAGCCCUGCGGCAGGAAGUGGCGCGCCUACGGGAGCGGCUAAAGGGUCACGCCCAGGAAGUCCCGCCUCAGAUCCCCUCGCCAGCGGAGCGUGAACCUGCGGCCGGGGCGGAGGGUUGGUGGGAAUCAAGUCCCCCACCGGCGCCGCCCGGUUCGCUCGACCGCGAAAGACCCGACGAGGACGAGGAUGACGAAGCGGCGCUGCUUUGGGAGGCACUUUGCCAGGAGGAGGAGACCAGUCCAGAGCUCCCGGACUCCAAGGACCCGAACCGGGCCCGCUUCACCAUGCAGGAGUUGCGGGACGUCCUGCACGAGCGCAACGAGCUGAAAGCCAAAGUCUUCCUUCUCCAAGAGGAGCUGGCCUACUACAAAAGUGACGAAACGGAAGAUGACGUGAACGUCCCCGAGCCUGAAAUCAGGACGCGAUCGCGAUCCGCUGUGCAGCCAGAGUCCGGAAUCAAACGCUUGAUCUUCACGGCCUUCAUGCCCAUGGUGGCAGCUGGUUUGAUUCAAGACGACCCCACUUUACAGCCCGCAAGAGGCUUCGCGUCGCUUGUAUGAGCUAAUAUUUUUCACCUUAACUCAACUGGCUAGCUUAAUUAAUGAUAACAGGGUUGUUUGACACUAAAAACUAAUACAAAAUAUCCAAAGAGAUGUGUUCAACACUUUGGCAAAAUAUCUAGAUGUAUGUCGUGGAAAUAGUGAGAAUGACUAACAGCAGGAGUGUCGAACUCAUUUUUCUCUAUGAUUAAAGACAAUUAGAAACACUCAUUAUACAGUAUAAUGGAACAUUUUUCUUCGUCUACUAGCCACUAGGUGGUGCAAAAAUCACAAUUAAUAAAGAUCCCCCAGUGAACAUAAACAGUUAUCUUAUUAUAUUGGCUGAUAUCAGCCAAUCAUCCAAAAAGUCUGCAUAUCUGCCCGAUAUUUCGGCUGGCCAAUAUAUCGGUUGACCUUCAUAAAAAAGAAUCACCCAAACAGUGGUUAUCCUAUUAUAUUGGCCGAUAUUGGCUUUAUCCUAAUAUAUUGGUUGAUAUCAGCCAAUCUUGAAAAAAGUCCAUAUAUCUGCCUGAUAUAUCGGUCGACCUUCUUAAAAAAAAAAUCAUCAGCCAGAUAGUGAACAUAAGUUACCCAUUAUAUUGGCUGAUAUCGGCCGAUCUUGGAAAAACGUCCAUAUAUUUGCCCGAUAUAUCGGUCGACCUUCAUAAAAAGCAUCACACAAACAGUGAAGUUAUCCAAUUAUAGUGGCUGAUAUCGGCCAAUCUUGAAAAAAGUCCACAUAUUUGCCCGAUAUAUUCAUAAAAAGAAUCACCUAAACUGAAGUUAUCCUAUUAUAUUGGCCGAUAUCAGCCAAAUUUUGAAAAAAGUCCACAUAUCGGCCCGAUAUAUCAGCUGGCCAAUAUAUAAGUCGACCUUCAUAAAAAUGAACAUCACUCUAAAAAGUUAUCCUAAUAUAUUGGCUGAUAUCAGCCAAUCUUGAAAAAAGUCCAUAUAUCUGCCUGAUAUAUCGGUCGACCUUAAUAAAAAAAAAAAAAUCAUAAGCCAGAUAGUGAACAUAAGUUACCUAUUAUAGUGGCUGAUAUCGUCCGAUCUUGAAAAACGUCCAUAUAUCUGCCCGAUAUAUCGGUCGACCUUCAUAAAUACGAUCAUCACCCAAAUAGUGAAGUUAUCCUAAUAUGUUGGCUGAUUUCAGCCAAUCUUGAAAAAGUCCAUAUACAGUGCCCUCCAUAAUUAUUGGUACCCCUGAAAAAGAUGUGUUUUUUAGCUUCUAAUAUAUAUAUAUUUUUUUUCAAAUAAUAUGGGACCUUAAUGGAAAAAAAAAAAGAGAAAAAUUCAACCUUCAAUACAAGUGCAUUCAUUCAGUGGGGAAAAAAAUCCCACAUAAAGAAAAAAUUAUUUGACAUCAAAUAAUGUGUGUCACAAUUAUUAGCACCCCUGGUGUUAAUACUUUGUACAACCCCCUUUUGCGAACAAAACAAGGUCUGGGGACUGAGAUGGCCAUGGGAGGAGCUUGAUUUUGUGUCUGGUGAACCAUUUCUGUGUAGAUUUGGCCAUAUGUUUAGGGUCAUUGUCUUGCUGAAAGACCCAGUGAUGACCCAUCUUCAGCUUUCGGGCAGAGGGCAACAGAUUUUGAUUUAAAAUGUCCUGGUACUUCAAAGCAUUCAUGAUCCCAUGCACCUUAACAAGGUUCCCAGGGCCUUUGGAAGCGAAACAGCCCCACAGCAUUACUGACCCACCCCCAUACUUCACAUUGGGUAUGAGGUGCUUUUCAGCAUGCGCAUCUUUCGUGGCACACCAGAACACUUAGCGUGUUUGUUGCUUUUUUAGAAGCUAAAAAACACAUCUUUUUCAGGGGUGCCGAUAAUUAUGGAGGACACUGUAUCUGCCCGAUAUAUCGGAUGGCCAAUAUAUCGGUUGACCGUCAAAAAAAUGAUCAUCACCCAGUCAAGAUACGUUAGCCUAUUACAUUGCCUAAUAUCUACCAGUCUGCAGUUCUGAUGGCACGAGACAUCCAAUGGCAGCUAAACUCUGGCAGUUUUGAUAGUCGAUAAACCGUUUAGACAUUGUUGUCCUCCCCCCCAAUUUUUUUUUUUUUUUUUAAAGGUGAGAAACCAUAAAAUGCCACACGAUUGAAGGUCUAUUAACCUCUUGGGAAGGGCGACAAAGGCUCCUUUUUUAUGGAAGCGUGCAUUGUUUGCGUCCAUCUCGAGGAGAGUGACCAACGCUUGGAAACUAGAUAUUGAAAAGUACAUAUUGCACAGUAUCGGGACGUCCUUAGUAGUCGCCAACACCGAUGAUGCCAUUUUAGUGCCGUAUUGUAUGAUACACUUUCACGGUUUGGUUUUUACAUGAUGGGUUUACACAUUUUUACAUGCUAAUUAAAAAGUUGUUAGGUUUUUACAUGAUAGUAUCAUAAAAAUGUGACACCGAAGAGUUUUACAGUACCGUUCUGUUCAUUCCAACCAAAUUUUGUAUUGCUAAUUGAAAAUUGCUUCGGAGCCUUUUAUCAUGAAAAUUCUGGAGGGCGCUACACAGUCAAAAUGUCCACUUUGAACCAAAAUAGCAGACUAAUACUUCCUGUCCUUUGACAGGAAGGAGCUGAUCAGGCUAAAGACAUCUAUUAAAUGUGAUGUUGCUAGGCAAAACAUCAACCCAGGGCUGAUUUUUGUUUCUUUU